CUCCAGUGCAGUCUAGAAAUUUCUCGCUUGCAAAUUUUGCGAUCCACCCUAGCGUGAUUCAGCUUAUGACGAAUGAGUAGUCAAAACAAUCUCAAACAUUCCAGGUAGGGUUAUCCCAAAGAAGUAAGUUAAUCCAGGUAGAAACGGGUCCCAAAAGAAUUUGGCAGUGACGAUUAGUUGACGAGUUGAAGUGAAAGUGUUCGGAUGUUAGAAUUUAGAAAAUUUACAAAAUGAAAUCAUCAAAACUCUUAUGCGUGGUAUUAUUUGCGACAUUAUGCAUCCAAUCCUCAAGAGCACUCCCCCUGCUGGACUAUUUCACGUCAGAACCGUUGCGCGACGGCGGCUCCGGCGAACCAGAUCAACCACAAUCCGAUUCGACUGAUGUCGGAAGUUACGCGGACAGUCCGAUGAUCCGUUACGAUACGGUCGUCCCAGUGCUGAGAGUGGUCCUGACUCCGAUUGGUCGAAUGCUUCAACCGAUGAUCGAACGUUGGCUGGUGGCACGCUUCGGGCCGUACAUCGAAACGGUUGGUCGAGCGCUGGAGAGCUUUUCGAACUUUGCCACCGAAAACGUGUCCUUCCAAACCGGUGACACGUACUACACCAAGAGUGACCUCGUCGAUGGGUACGGGUACAACUCGCUGAUCAUCAAUUUGCCGUCGGGAAGGAGCAUCACCGUGCUGACGCACAAAUCCAGCCGGAAGCUCAACAUUUUGGACGAAUUUCCCCAGCUGACGGAGGCCCUGAACGAGGUUAGGAAGCUGCAGUAAAAUGAUUCGUUUUUUUUUCGUGGGGGAUUUCAAGACUGACAGAGGCUAAUUUUGCACGUUCAAUCAGAUUAUUUAUUUUUCUAUUUAUUCAUUCAUCACCCCUAACAUCAACCCCGAAAGCGAAAUGUGCAGUCAAAGUUUGUGCUUUUUUUUGCGCGUUUGCCUAUGACUGGUGUAGAAGUAACCGAAAUAAAUGCAUAACAUG
Messenger RNA from Culex quinquefasciatus (southern house mosquito), 975 nucleotides. RefSeq lists its product as uncharacterized. The transcript is spliced from 3 exons. Bases 231 to 770 code for a protein of 179 amino acids. NCBI's taxonomy places the organism in Eukaryota, Metazoa, Arthropoda, Insecta, Diptera, Culicidae. The record is from RefSeq and is a predicted model, not a curated record.